This is a messenger RNA of Fusarium venenatum, 1560 nucleotides long. NCBI's taxonomy places the organism in Eukaryota, Fungi, Ascomycota, Sordariomycetes, Hypocreales, Nectriaceae. The record is from RefSeq and is a predicted model, not a curated record.
AUGACCGAUCAAAAUGUUUUCCAGCCGACGCAGUCGACCAAGACACAAUCCAGCCAUGUUGCUACUGCUUCAAUGGAUGAGACCCGAGAAAGAAGUCGAGCGUUGAACCAGAAGCUAGAUUUCGCUCUUCUUCCUCUGCUGUCUCUCCUGUACCUCUUCAAUGGCCUUGACAGGGGCAACGUUGGCAAUGCCGAAACACAAGGUACAACAACUACCCUCCUCAGUUUUAUUUUGUGGUGCUCAGUCAAAGGGCUCGGAUUUACUACCGACAUAGGGGCAGAACCUGAUGAUCUUAAUGAGGCCGUAUCCUUGUUCUUUGUUACCUUUGUUGUCCUCCAGCCUGUUUCUGCCGCCGCUGGCCGUUACAUUGGUGCUAAACAUUGGAUCCCAUUUCUGAUGGCAAGUCAACAAUUUGGUUGGGGUGUAGUGACUAUCGGCCAGGCUUUUAUUAAAGGACGUGAGGCACUCAUUGCUACACGCUUGCUCAUUGGAGCCUUCGAGGCGGGAUUUUAUCCAACAGCUGUGGCAUACCUAUCAUUCUUCUAUCCACGAUAUGAUUUCUGUGUCAGACUUGCCCUUUUCUAUGGACAAUACGCAAUUGCUGGCGCCUUCUCCGGCUCAAUAUCAUACGGAAUCUUCCACCUCCGUGGCGGCCGCCUCAAGAACUGGCAGUACCUAUUUCUAAUUGAAGGGACGCUGACUUGUUUCUUUGCUAUCGUUGCCUGGCUAUGGCUACCGAAAGGUCCUGGUUCUGCCUGGUUCCUUCGACCAGACGAACGAGAGUUUGCCGUCGAACGAAUGAAACAAGAUAACGCCGAAUUUGUCGAGCACGAGUACAGUGAAGAUGGGAUAGAAAAGAAUCGGUUGAGCAAGAGGGACUUUAUCGAAACGCUCAAGGACUGGAAGCUUUGGACUGUCCUGGUGCUCAACAUCUGCGCCAGUGUUCCCAGCAGCGCCUUCUCAGUUUUUCUGCCCCUGGUUGUUCAGGGGUUGGGAUACGAGUCUAUUCUUGCAAACUUGAUGACGGUUCCUCCCUUUGUCUGCGGCGCUCUUGGCCUCUACAUCUUUGCCCUCAGCUCCGAUCAUCACAAGGAGCGAGGUUAUCACAUUCUGGGUGGUUUACUACUCGGAAUUAUUGGCCUUAUCCUUACUGUCACGAUCUCCUCGAGCACCGGACAGUACAUAUCACUAUGCGUACUACUCUCGGGCGUAUACAUUUCUGCUCCUCUAACCAUGGCCUGGCUCAGUGGCAACACGCCAGAGCCUGGCAAGCGGGCACUUGUACUUGGUGUUAACGGAUUCGGUAACCUUGGAGGCGUGAUCGGUGCACAAUUGUACCGACAGCGUUACAAGCCCGACUAUAAGUUUCCAUUCUACGUUACACUAGGCUUUCUGGCCAUCGCGCUGGUCGGGUAUAUAUCAUACCGAUUCAUGCUUAUAGCAGUCAACAAGCGCAAGAGGGCGAUAUUGGACACAAUGACACCUGAAGAGAUCGAGAGCGAGAGACUAAAUGAUCGUCGCUACGCAGACAAGAAGUUCACUUUCAUGUAUGGUCUGUGA